CCCCCAGCCAAGAAGGGCAGAACAAACCCCCAGGUUUACAUGGACAUCAAGAUUGGCAAUAAGCCAGCAGGGAGACUGCGCUUCCUGCUCCAAGCAGACAUUGCUCCUAUGACCGCAGAGAACUUCCUCUGCUUGUGCACACAUGAGAAGGGCAUUGGCUUCAAAGGCAGCUGUUUCCACCGUGUCAUCCCACAGUUCAUGUGUCAGGGAGGAGACUUCACCAACCACAAUGGCACUGGGUGCAAGUCUAUCUACGGGCGAAAGUUUGAAGAUGAGAACUUUGUCCUCAAACACACUGCUGCAGGUCAAAUCUCCACGGCUAACUCUGGAGCAAACAGCAACGGCUCUCAGUUCUUCAUCACCUGUGACAAAACGGAUUGGCUGGAUAACAAACAUGUGGUGUUUGGAGGGUUGAUGGAGGGCAUGGAGGUGGCAAAAGCCAUGGAGGAACAAAAGAAGGCAAGACCAAGCAGAAAGUGAUCAUUUCAGACUGUGGAGACAAUGUUUAACUUGAAGCACAGAAGAGUGACUGUUGUAGCUGAGUGUGUUACUGUAUGUGUAAAAAAAAUAUGCAGUGUCAGACUGAAGAAUGGUAAACUGCUCAGUUUUUAUUAUGUACUACACAUGUUCAUGACUCAUCUGCUGUACAUGGAUUCUCCCUGUUCUUCCCACCUUCUCUGUGAUGUAAAUAUUACAAUAAACACUUGUUUUAUAAUAAACAUAAACAACUGCUGUAU
Molecule: messenger RNA, 737 nt
Organism: Oncorhynchus masou masou (cherry salmon)
Lineage: Eukaryota; Metazoa; Chordata; Actinopteri; Salmoniformes; Salmonidae
Product: peptidyl-prolyl cis-trans isomerase E-like
Exons: 4
Coding region: 40-480 (146 amino acids)
Biological process (GO): response to hypoxia; protein peptidyl-prolyl isomerization; protein folding
Cellular component (GO): intracellular membrane-bounded organelle
Molecular function (GO): peptidyl-prolyl cis-trans isomerase activity
Source: RefSeq, a predicted model, not a curated record